AUGAAGCUCGAUCCCAAGGCGAUCCGCUAUCUCACCUCUGAGGAUUUCCGCGUCCUCUCUGCGGUUGAAACGGGAAGCAGGAACCAUGAAGUUGUACCGACGCCUUUGAUUGCGCAGAUUUCGGGCCUCCGUGGUGGCAGUGGAGUGCAUAGAGCCAUCUCGACCCUGGCAAAGACCAAUUUGAUCGCCAAGGUGAAAAAUGCGAAAUAUGACGGUUACAGACUUACCUAUGGUGGUCUCGACUACCUGGCGCUCAACGCUCAUCAGAAAUCCAAGGCCGUUUACUCUGUCGGCAAUCAGAUCGGUGUCGGGAAGGAGUCGGAUAUCGUCGUUGUUGCAAACAACCGUGGCCACCAGCGCAUUCUCAAGAUCCACCGUCUUGGUCGCAUUUCGUUCCGAUCAGUCAAGACCAACCGAGACUAUUUGCGCCAUCGGAGCUCAGCAUCAUGGAUGUACAUGUCGCGGUUGGCUGCGAUGAAGGAAUACGCUUUCAUGAAAGCCCUGGGAGAAAACGGUUUCCCGGUGCCCGAGCCCAUCGCGCAGAAUCGACACACCAUCGUCAUGAGUCUCAUCGAUGCCUUCCCGCUCCGUCAAAUAUCUGAAGUUCCCCGCCCGGAUGUCUUGUACUCGGAACUCAUGGACAUGAUUAUGAGACUGGCGCGAUUUGGAUUGAUCCACGGUGACUUCAACGAGUUUAACCUUCUCAUCAAAGAAAUUGAAGACCCCAACGCCAAGGGCAAAGCCCCCGCAAACGAAGAGGGCGGCGAGUCGCAGAAUCUUCAACUGGUACCGAUUCUUAUCGACUUCCCCCAGAUGGUUUCGAUCGAUCACCAAAAUGCAGAGAUGUAUUUCGACCGUGAUGUGAACUGUAUCAAGCGAUUCUUCAAGCGCAAGUUGAAAUUCGUGAGCGAUGAGCCUGGUCCUUUCUUUGCGGACGCCAAGAAACAGCUUCUCAAGAACCCCGGUAAACGUCUAGAUGUGGAGGUCGAAGCAUCUGGAUUCUCGAGGAAGAUGGCACGAGAGCUGGAGGCAUAUAUGAAGGACGUUGGCGCUAAUGAGGAAGGGGAGGGCGCUUCCAAGGACGACGAAAACGACGACGAUGAAGAGGAAGAGGAAGACGAUUCGGAAGCCGAGGAAGACGACAAUGAAGCAGAUAAAGAAGAGUCAAAGAACGCACAAUCCGAUGAGGUCGAUGAGAGCGCCCGAAGGAUAGGGGAAUUGCAUGUUUCUGAGGCCUCUGGAGGGCAGUAG
Molecule: messenger RNA, 1251 nt
Organism: Aspergillus wentii DTO 134E9
Lineage: Eukaryota; Fungi; Ascomycota; Eurotiomycetes; Eurotiales; Aspergillaceae
Product: protein kinase RIO2
Exons: 3
Coding region: 1-1251 (416 amino acids)
Biological process (GO): protein phosphorylation; maturation of SSU-rRNA
Cellular component (GO): cytosol; nucleus; preribosome, small subunit precursor
Molecular function (GO): protein serine/threonine kinase activity; ATP binding
Source: RefSeq, a predicted model, not a curated record